CAUCAUCAAUAUGUGGGCAAAAUUGCUUCAGGCUGUCAGAGGCCUACAACUUCAACAGAAAGACCAGGAAGAAUGACCAGGAGACCCUGAAGAACUGAAGAUGGUUAUGCUGGACAGUCACAUGUGAUCCUAUCUCCUUGUGUUACAUGCUGGAUGCCGGCUCGCAGGUAAAGCUGAAAAUGAGUCUCGAGAACCGAGCAAACCAAGGGACCGGAUUGCGAGAUGCCUUUGACCUUCUUGUUAAGGCACCUUCAGAGCGACUCCUUAGUCUGACAUUCCAGUUGGGCGAGUCUCCUGAAGAUAAACUCAUACAUGCCUUGUGUCUCGUCAUCCUCCAGAGGGAGGCGGAAGCCCUUGACAAACUCCAGAUGUUGACGGACAGCUCCCUCGCUAAGCAUGUGGCUGAGAAGUGUCAGAGGAGUGGAGGCAAAUUAGAAGAUUUCGGAGUUCAUUGUGGUCUUUUUGAAGACUUAAAGGGAGAAUCUUUGGCAGAGCUGGCUCGUGUUUUUAAAAUUUUGACAGAGAAGAGGCUGUGCGAUCCACUGCUGAGAAAUCUCGCAUAUAAGAGAGCUCUUUCUAGUGACUGCGUGAAAAUAAGCAAUGGUAAUGAUGUGGAAUAUAAUAAAUUCACAGAGGAAGCUAAAAAUGUCUGUGGGCCUGACUUUGCGAAGUGGAUGUGCUCCCCCACUGAUCUGAAGCCUUACCCCUAUCUUCACAAAAGUGUGGAUGAAGCUGUUGUUUCUCAGGAUUCAUCAGAAGGCUGUCACUGUCUUCCCAGCCCCCUGUAUGCAAACCCCUCAAUGUCCUCAUACCCUACUCAUCUAGAGAUAAGUAUGCCCUCGACAGCCUUAUUUCAAGGGGAUAAAAUAUCUACAGUAAUGCCAGGACAACCCAAACCAAGCCCUCCCACCCUCCUUGUUCAAGAAAACAAAGCACAAAAUGUGACUGUGCCAUCUCAGUCAUCUGAGCCUAACACCCCUGGAUCUCCUCCCCUUGAAGGAAAACAAGACUCAAAGAUUGAUGAAACUUCAGCAGCAAUGAGCAAUAAGAGUGACACACCAAAUCAAACAGAAACGCCAAGCCCUGAACUUUCCACAACAAACAUUUCUCUACCAACGAUGAGUGUUCCUAAAAAAAUGCAUGAAAGUAAUGGUGCAGAAGAAGAGGAAGAAGAAACAUUUUAUGCAUUGGUCAUCUUGCAUGCGAUGGAGGAUGCAGAUAUGGCCGACAGCAUGAAGGAAAAACUGGAAGCAGUCAUUGGUGGUGAAGUUGAAGUGCGACUUUCUCUGACUUUGGCUGGUCCCCGGAAAGAGCACUAUAAAGUGCGUGGAGGGAUGCCAUCAACAACUCGCCUUACCUUGCUGUUGCUUACCCGCAACUUCAACACUCGCAUGCUGGAUUUAAAGACAAACACUGCUCUUAUCAAUUCUAUAAACAAGGAACAUAAGUACAACACUGUUAUCCCUCUGCUGCCACUUGAGAACUGCAUGCCCAAACAGGAUAUCCCUAUAGUUCUGCAGACGGUGGUUGCACUUGAAGAGAGAAAGAAUUUUGAGAAAAAAAUCCAGAAGUCACUGUCUCCAGCAAAAAUUGAAAAACAGAGACGGAUCUGGACUAAGGAGAAAGCUCAGAAACAGCGUUUAAGUAACAGAGGCAACCAGAGCAUUUUAGUGCAACCGAACCUUGUUCUCGGGCCCCCCGAUCAGGGUGGAGGAGACUGCAGGGCUUUGUGGGCACAACCGCCAAACAUUCAUAUUGAAAAUGCUAACUACAUCAUGAUUGGUAAUGACUCUCGAAUGAAUGUGGAUUUGGGUGGAAAUGCAAACAAUGAGGAUUCAAUUUAAACAAGGAGGAGCAGCCAAUUUAAACUUGAAACAGGAUAAGCCGAAGAGGAUGGAUGGAUGGACAAAAAAAACACUUUUUAUGGUAUAUCUGGGAUCAGUUUCAGUAUUCAUGUUUUCUGAACACUAAAAUGUAAAAGCUGUAACAACCACUAUGAGGAAUUCAUUUCCUGCAGUUUAUGUCAAUGCAAUUAAACCUGUCAGCGACAGAAAUGCCAAUAGAGCCAUUAAGUACGUUAAGACAGUUUAAUGAUUAAGUACGCUGAACAGAGCAGGCACAUCCUACAGUAUAAUUAGCACAGGACUGCCAUCUAUUGACCCAUAUGAGAUGCUUACCUUUUGACCUGCUUGACUGUAUGAACCCUCUGUAGACACUAGGGUGCAGCACUCUUACAUGCUUCUCUCAUAUCCCAGGACUGCAGUCAUUUUACAGAAUCACUGUCCUCAUAUGAAUAAAAAGACAUAUAGUUUUAAUAUAAUUUCCAUAUUCAUCUCAAGUGCUGAUUUGCGUAUGGACCCAUUGAAUCACGGUGUAAAAUUUGAAGUAAGAUUUUCAUGAUCAAGUUGAAAAAAUCAAUGGAAAAAACGGUAACAAGAGGCAACUUGUUGGUUGGAACAAUGAUUCAAAGAAUUUACUGAUUCAGUCAUACUCACGUGAAAGAAACUACGUGGGGCAAUAGCCUUCUUUAGAAACACUUAGAAAUAGAUCUAUUUCUAUCUCUGCUGAUUGCUCUUUUCUUUUAUAUAUUUUCUGUGUGUCUUUGAUAGGGUCUCCUCCUUCUGUGUGACAUUUCCUGAUGCAAUUUGUAAUCUUGUUUCCAAAGGUGUUUUAAAAGUGAUGCCUGAAUUGGAUUGUUUACUGCUGAUGCGUCUUUAUGAAAUAUGUCUGUGCUGUAUUUCUUGUUACUUUUGUCUUCUGUGACUGAUCCUCAGUGUUAUGUCAGCAGUGGGAGAAAUAUCCUACUUGUAGGUAACUCUAUUACCUACACACAUGAAUGAAAACUAUUUGAAGUACUGAAUUAAGAAAACAUUGAACGUUGUUAUGACUUGGACUCGUCAGCGACUCUUCUGUCAUAUAAGACUAUUAGUCCAUAAGCUUUGUACUGUUGACAUACUUCAGAAGGUAAU
Molecule: messenger RNA, 2969 nt
Organism: Archocentrus centrarchus (flier cichlid)
Lineage: Eukaryota; Metazoa; Chordata; Actinopteri; Cichliformes; Cichlidae
Gene: ticam1
Product: TIR domain containing adaptor molecule 1
Biological process (GO): positive regulation of type I interferon production; TRIF-dependent toll-like receptor signaling pathway; positive regulation of canonical NF-kappaB signal transduction
Cellular component (GO): endosome
Molecular function (GO): signaling adaptor activity
Source: RefSeq, a predicted model, not a curated record